Spodoptera exigua (beet armyworm) is the source of this 1233-nucleotide messenger RNA. NCBI's taxonomy places the organism in Eukaryota, Metazoa, Arthropoda, Insecta, Lepidoptera, Noctuidae. The record is from the annotation of a GenBank genome assembly.
CACCGAUCACCAGGAAAGAUGAUUGUCAAAAUGUUUUUGUUAGUCUUAUUAAGUGUUAACUUUAUAUACCACGUCAAUGGUGCAUCUUAUUCUAACGUCUAUGUACAGAGUGAUUUAGUCCCGAGAGGAUUUUACCAAUACGGAACACCACACGCGUCUUUACCAAGUCCUAGACUAUCUCAAAUCAAUACACUGCCUUCUAUACCGGGAUAUGUGCCGUGCGGAACGCCCUGUGUUUAUCCAGCCCAAACAGUUGCUACAGUGGGUUCAGUAAAUCCACAACCAAACAUAUUGACUUACGGUGCACCAGCACCAAGUGUCCCAGUUGUUGUUGCACCAACAAAAGAGGAAGCUGCAGGUUAUGAAUAUGGCUACGUUGUUUAUGAUGACAACACGGGAGACCAUAAAGCUCAACGAGAACUAAGCGAUGGCUCCGUAGUACGUGGAGAAUAUUCGUUCAUUCAACCAGAUGGAUACGUUCGGGAAGUACAGUACCAAGCUGACGACAUUUCUGGGUUUAAUGCCGUUGUUAAAAAUUUCUUGCCUGCCGUCGCUGAAAGAAAAAAUACAGUUGAAAAAAAAGAAUCUGCUCCACCUUGCCCUGAAAUCAAACACGAGUCUUUGGUACAAUUGAAUGCACAAAAUGAGCCUGCUGCUAAAAAUCUUGAUCCAAGUGAACAUAACCAUAGUAAAUCCGAAGAGUCUGCUGAAAGCGAACUUCCAAAAGAACCAACGCAUGAUAUAAAAGAAUCUGAAGAAGAGUCAGCUGAUAAGAAACACGAACAUAUUCAACACCCAAUUAAAGCCACUUCAGAGGAAAAUUCCAGUGAGGAAUCUAAUGAGAAUGCGAAAGAGAUUCUUCUUGUUAAACUAAAGGAAUUCGAUGAAAUCGAAGAAUCAGGGGAAACAUCCGAAUCAAAAGAAUCCAAAGAAGAAUUAAAAGAGAAAUUAAAGAAACAACCACCAAAAAAAGCAAUUCACCCAGUUAACAAACAUGUGAAAGAAUCUAAAGAGUUGUCUGUCGAGGUGACCAAAGAACAAUUGUAUGGAGACGACAAACAUAAGGAAGCUCACGAUUUAUCACAACCUGACCCAUUAGCGCCGUACAGUGACAUAAUCCGUUGUAUUGAAUCAGUAAUGAAGAGAAAUAAUGCAGGUCCAAGCGCCUUGCGUGACGGAUACCCGUCUCCAUUAACUUACAUAGUACUGAAAAGACCUUGUUAGAUUUAAAAU